UGCUAGGAUGGUCUCUGACAAGCUGAAUAGAAGGGAUUCUAUAAUAUGGAACGGAAUUACAUAGAAUAAGGGAUUAAUUGUGAUGGGAAAAGUGCGGUCUUCCUCUCUUUCUGCCUUGAGAUGUGCAGAAGAAUGAAGUACAACGAGAAACUGUAAAAUGGAUCAAUGUUUUGAGUGCCUGUAGUCAUGGUCUGGUCGACAAAGGAUUGAAUGUUUUCUCCUUGUUUAUUAGAAGCAUGAGAUCAUGACAGCAUGAAAACAAGCUCAAUUGUUUAUGCUCAGAAGAUCAGGCACAAAAUAAUUAUAGCAAUAGGUCUUGAUCAUUUUUUAUGUUUGGAAGUGAAUUCCAGUCAUGCCUCAAGGAAAUUCAUGCUAAUUUGUUAAGAAAACAUUUAGAACGACUCGAAACAAAUUCUCCAGAUCAGCACUUGGAAGAGCAAGUGGAUAUCGAGAAUGCAGAGGAGAUUGGAACGGGAUUUAGAAGAACCUCUUGCUUAUUCUCCUGAGCUGAGGGGUGAUGAGCCGACUAAUGAAUUGGAAGAAGACAUCGGUUCAUAUUCACCCGAGUUAUUGCAUGGUGAAGAAGAUGAAGGAAUUAAUCCUGAACAUGAUAGGGCUGAACUGGAAAAAAGGCGUGUGGCUGUACUGCAAGAACAUAGGAAGCGACUUCAAGAAGCAGCAGCUGCUGCAUGGCCUGCUUUGGCUGAUGAAAGCAUGGAUUUCACAAAUCAAGCAAGGGCGAUUGCUCUGAAAGCAAUGGGAGGCAUGGAAGAGGUUGAUGCUGUCUUUGGUUCUGGUGCAGAAGUUAACCUUGAUUCACAGGUGUAUUGGUGGCAUGACAAAUACCGACCAAGAAAGCCAAAAUAUUUCAACCGAGUGCAUACUGGAUACGAGUGGAACAAAUACAAUCAGACGCACUAUGAUCAUGAUAAUCCUCCUCCAAAGAUUGUGCAGGGUUAUAAAUUCAACAUAUUCUACCCCGACCUUGUUGACAAAACAAAGGCUCCUGAGUAUAAGAUCGAAAAGGAUGACAGCAAUGGAGAGACAUGUCUUAUAAGAUUUCAUGCAGGGCCUCCUUACGAAGACAUCGCUUUCCGGAUUGUGAACAAGGAGUGGGAGUACUCGCACAAAAAGGGCUACAAGUGCACUUUUGAACGUGGCAUCCUACAUGUUUACUUUAACUUCAAGCGCUAUAGGUACCGCCGGUGAUGUUGGAACUCUUGAAUUUGCUCUGUUGCAUGUACAAUCGCUGCCAUCAUUGUAAAACUAAAGCAUGGGGAAAAAAUUGUGAUUUUCAUAUCAAGGGACAGAGGAAUUAGGACCUUUCUCUCAGUGUGCUCCUCUCGACUGCUUGAGAGAAUGGAAUUUCAUUAGGUUUGGCUCAUCUUUGGAGUCUUGUAUUCGGG
Nymphaea colorata (pocket water lily) is the source of this 1406-nucleotide messenger RNA. Its product is annotated as cactin-like. The transcript is spliced from 5 exons. Gene Ontology annotation, biological process: mRNA cis splicing, via spliceosome. Gene Ontology annotation, cellular component: cytoplasm; spliceosomal complex. The record is from RefSeq and is a predicted model, not a curated record. Lineage: Eukaryota; Viridiplantae; Streptophyta; Magnoliopsida; Nymphaeales; Nymphaeaceae. Bases 454 to 1209 code for a protein of 251 amino acids. Gene Ontology annotation, molecular function: protein binding.